AUGUCCCGCUGCUCUGCACUGCCUUCCAUACGCAAGGAGUCCGAAUCCGAGUCUGUGUUCAACGACAUAACAAUCCUACCAGACAGCAUUGCUACCGUUAACGAUGCCGCCUCUACAUCCAACCCAUCCGACUCCAGGCGCAUGCAAGUCGAUGACACCAGACCCCUUGCACUCGAAUCUACACCCAAACUGAUAAUACGCCAGCUUUACCCCAAAUUUCCGGCCCCAAUGAGCAUUGAAGUAUGCAAAGAGUCUUUGCUCGCCUUGGGAUGUCCGCUGGGGUAUUAUAACCUUGAUCUAGCUGCGGAGCUAUCCUACAUAGCACUACGAAAAUGGAGAAAGGCCCAUCCUGAACAGGACUUUUGUAUUACAUGCGUCAAACCUUCUGUUCCAGAGUUCUCUCCAAUUUAUUCUUCUGAAAAGAACCGCUCGUAA
Psilocybe cubensis is the source of this 435-nucleotide messenger RNA. RefSeq lists its product as uncharacterized. The record is from RefSeq and is a predicted model, not a curated record. The transcript has 2 exons. Bases 1 to 435 code for a protein of 144 amino acids. NCBI's taxonomy places the organism in Eukaryota, Fungi, Basidiomycota, Agaricomycetes, Agaricales, Agrocybaceae.